Molecule: messenger RNA, 1470 nt
Organism: Microdochium trichocladiopsis
Lineage: Eukaryota; Fungi; Ascomycota; Sordariomycetes; Xylariales; Microdochiaceae
Product: putative chitinase
Exons: 3
Coding region: 1-1470 (489 amino acids)
Biological process (GO): carbohydrate metabolic process
Molecular function (GO): chitin binding; hydrolase activity, hydrolyzing O-glycosyl compounds
Source: RefSeq, a predicted model, not a curated record
AUGUCUGCUUCCGCAGAAGACCCCUACAAAUGCUCUCGCACCAAACCGUGUGAGCUCGGCUGCUGUAGGCUGGACGAGACUGGCGACUCGGGCAACUGCGGUGCUGGUCCCGAGUUCUGCGGCAAGGACAAUUGCCACUCGCAAUGCAGCUGGAAGUCAGAGUGCGACCCGGGCUGGGGCAUCCAGUGGUCCAACAUGUCCUCGUGCCCACUGAACGUGUGUUGUUCUGACUAUGGGUUUUGCGGCACAACUCUUGAUUUCUGCAAUGGUCGGAUGAUCGCCAAGCCAGAGUGCGCCAUCACUGCUGGAACUUCGGACAAGCGCACGAUUGGCUACUAUGAGGGCUGGAACGCCCAGCGUGCGUGUGGGCACAUGGCCCCAGACGAAAUCCCGCUCGGCUACUACACGCACAUCUUUUAUUCCUUUGCGCUCAUCGAUCCGCAUUCGUUCCAUGUGGCACCUAUGGACAGCGAGACGGCCUCGCACUAUGACGAGGUUACUUCGCUCAAGGCUAAACAGCCUGGUCUUGAAGUCUGGAUCGCUAUCGGAGGCUGGGCUAUGAACGAUCCUGGGCCGUUCAGGACAGCAUUCUCGGACAUGGCCAAGUCUACAGCGAGCCAGGAUGCCUUCUUCGAUUCUUUGGUUAGUUUCAUGCUACAGCAUAACUUUGACGGCGUGGAUAUCGACUGGGAAUACCCUGUUGCCGAGGAUCGUGGGGGCGUCGAAGCGGAUUUCGACAACUUCGUUACCAUGCUUAAGAGGAUGCGCCAGCACUUGAACCGCGCCGGGCGCCGCUUUGGUAUCAGCAUCACCCUUCCCGCGUCUUAUUGGUACCUACGCGGCUUCGACAUUAUCAAUCUCGAGCCACACGUGGACUUUUACAAUGUCAUGACUUACGACAUCCAUGGUACUUGGGACAGCACGGUCAAGUCAAUGGGGCCUUAUGCCUUUGCGCACACAAACCUGACCGAGAUCGACACCGCUCUGGAGCUGCUAUGGCGUAAUAACAUCAAUCCGAGCCGCGUAAACCUAGGCCUUGGCUUCUACGGCCGCAGCUUUACCAUGAAGGACCCCAGCUGUAUGCGCUCGGGCUGCGAGUUCACCGAGGGCGCAAAGGGCGGCGAGUGCACGGGAACCCCUGGCGUGCUGUCUGCGGCCGAGAUUGUCAAGAUCCUGGAGCGCGACGAUGCCAAGAUGACGCUCGACGAGGCCGCCGCCGUGCAGAUAGUCACGUGGGACACGGACCAGUGGGUCAGCUGGGACGAUCAGAAGACGCUUAAGAUGAAGCAGGACUUUGCGAACCGUCGAUGUCUCGGCGGCACUAUGGUCUGGGCGAUUGACCUUGACGACGGCACGCUCAUUGAAGAACUCGGAAAGAACCUGAACCGGCCCAAGUCCCCGGUGUACAAUGGCACGUAUAUUGUUGCGGAUGCAGCAACUUAUAACUCUGGUGAGACGGAAGAAUUGUAG